Messenger RNA from Phyllostomus hastatus (greater spear-nosed bat), 2236 nucleotides. RefSeq names its product nicolin 1, tubulin polyglutamylase complex subunit (gene NICN1). Lineage: Eukaryota; Metazoa; Chordata; Mammalia; Chiroptera; Phyllostomidae. Gene Ontology annotation, cellular component: nucleoplasm. The transcript is spliced from 6 exons. The record is from RefSeq and is a predicted model, not a curated record. The coding region runs from base 77 to 718 and encodes 213 amino acids.
GUGUUGGGGACGCCGGGAAGCAUCAGCAGUCCGAGGCCAGAAUCGGCGGUUGUGCUUGCUCCCCGCCGCUGGCACAAUGUCCCGCGUGCCGGUGGCCUGCCAUGUGAAAGGCACCGUGGCGCUGCAAGUGGGCGAUGUGCGGACCUCCCAAGGCCGGCCUGGUGUGCUGGUCAUCGAUGUCACCUUCCCCAACAUAGCGCCCUUCGAGUUGCAGGAGAUUACAUUUAAGAAUUACUACACAGCCUUUCUGAGCAUCCGUGUUCGGCAGUACACCUCGAUGCACACGCCAGCCAAGUGGGUGACCUGCCUGCGGGACUACUGCCUGAUGCCUGACCCACACAGUGAGGAGGGAGCUCAGGAGUAUGUAUCGCUGUUCAAGCACCAGAUGCUGUGUGACAUGGCUAGAGUGCUGGAGCUGCGCCUGAUUCUGCGACAGCCGUCACCACUGUGGCUGUCUUUCACAGUGGAGGAGCUGCAGAUCUACCAGCAGGGACCAAAGAGCCCCUCCAUGACCUUUCCCAAGUGGCUCUCCCACCCAGUGCCUUGUGAGCAGCCUGCGCCCCUCCUUGAGGGUCUCCCAGACCCCAGCAGGGUGUCCUCCGAGGUGCAGCAGAUGUGGGCGCUGACAGAGAUGAUCCGGGCCAGUCACACCUCCACGAGGAUCGGCCGCUUCGACGUGGACGGCUGUUACGACCUGAACUUGCUCUCCUACACUUGAGUUGUGGCUCUAAGCAAGACGUCGACCUUCCUUGUGCACCGAAGACUGGUUUGGGCCACCAGAGGCUGAAGUGCUUUCCCUGUGCAUUCCAUGAGUGUUGGCCGGCACGCCCGUUCUGUCUGGGCCACAUUCACAGAGUCAAGAUUCUAGGGAGCUCACUGCGCUGCUUCUGCAUGAGCUCCUGGUGGUGGGGUUUGCACGCUGUCCUCACCUGACCACAACCCUGAAUUCCUCUUCCUGCCCUAAAAACACUCUAGUUCUACUUACUAAGAAUCGCUGUGUGCCCUGUGCUCCUCCUGCCAACACACACACUUCUGUCUCUGCCUGCUCCCUCACCUGAGUGCGGCGGGCUGGGUGACCUACUAGAACCUGCUCUGUUGAGCGUUGUAGGCUGUUGUAACCAUGGCACUGACGUAGUUUGGAAGCUUGAAGGAGGAACAGGAGCCCCACGCCUUCCUCCUGCGCCUCCUAGUGGUCGUCUUUCCCUUUGUGUCAUGUCCACAAAAAGAAAUUUCCUGUCUCAACCCCUGCUGCCUGCUUCGCCCUUAUCCAAGCAGCAGCUGCUUCCACAUAGAUGCUGUGGUCAAAAAGGAGCCCAGGGUGACAGUUUUCCUUUAGGGUUGCCAUUCUGUUUGCUGUAACUGAUGUGCAACAUUUUGGGAAAAGACAGAAGAAAAAAAAACCAAAAAAUUCCUGCCGCCCGCCUAGGGAGCAAAGGUGGCAAUUUGAGCCGCCAGUCCCGUGGUCUCUGAGUUGUCUUCUGGAUGUGUGUUCAAGAGGGUCUGCUCACCUAGACUGCGCAGGAGCCCCUGGCAAAGCCAAGGUCUGAGAAUGAGUCCUACGACCUAUUUGCUAUCUGACACAGCCCAAAGUACAUCCUUGCCCCUGCUCCCAGCUGCCUGCUUCCAAAAGUCAUGCUCAGGGUGAUGAGGGAUCCUGGUGGGGAGCGGGUCCAGGUGAGGCUUCUCACUGGUGUCUAGAGGCUGAGGCCUUCUAUAGCCCCAUGCCAACCACUGAAUAAGGCAGGCUGCUCGUCCUGAUGAGAAAAUACUGCUUCUCUCUCUCUUUUUUUCUUUUUCUGUCUUUGCCCCUGAUGACUAUAGGAGGCAGCACUGCAGCAUGCUGGACCUGGGAAAUUAGAUAUUUAUAUGGCUCAACAGCUUUCUGGGGGAGGGUCAGCCACCUUUUGGUGGCCACCCUCUUCUCACACCCAUCAGGGUUCUUGCAGGUGGUACCUUUCCCUGCAGGGUCAUUUACUUAGCUCCAUUCAGCUUUUGCUAAGAGGGUAACAACCACAGUUCUUUGCUCAGGGAGUAUCACUCUGUGUGUGUGUGUGUGUGUGUGUGUGUGUGUGUUGACAGGGGUCUCUGGGGUGGCAGGGACAGUGCUUCAUUCACAGCUGUGUCCCCAGCACCUAGCACAGGGCCUAGCAUGCUGCAAGGUCAAUAAACACUUGUGGAAUGCCUGACUGUUGGCUGCCUGUGUCCACCCAGCGGGAGAGCUGGAGACCCUCACAUG